UACGCACGUUGCGUAGGUCAGCCGCAGACACACACAGACAUCAUGGCGGACGUUUUGGACCUUCAUGAAGCGGGAGGCGAGGACUUUCCUAUGGAUGAGGAUGGUGAUGAAAGCAUCCAUAAGUUGAAAGAGAAAGCCAAGAAGAGGAAAGGACGAGGCUUUGGCUCAGAGGAAGGUGCCAGGUCCAGAAUCAAAGAGGACUACGACACAGUGGAGCAGGAUGGGGACGAGCCUGGCCCUCAGAGAUCUGUGGAGGGUUGGAUCCUGUUUGUGACAGGUGUACAUGAAGAGGCCACAGAGGAAGACAUUCAUGACAAAUUUUCUGAGUUUGGAGAAAUCAAGAACCUGCAUCUCAACCUUGACCGCAGAACAGGCUACCUCAAGGGGUAUGCACUGGUAGAGUAUGAGACAUACAAAGAGGCCCAGGCUGCCAUGGAAGGGCUCAACGGUCAGGAUCUGAUGGGCCAGCCUAUCAGCGUUGACUGGGGAUUUGUCAGAGGGCCCCCCAAGAACAAGAGGAGGGCUGGCGGACGGAGACGCAGCAGAAGUCCAGACAGGAGGCGGCGUUGAGUUUGGUAGUUGUCAUUGGCUAGAGGGGGCAUCUGUCACUUUGACGGGCAGUUUCUAAUCUUGUCAUCUUCUCAUAAGGAGUUAACUAAGGAUUUUUUGUAUAGUAUUUUUCAGUAACAGUUGUAUGGCAUGUAGUUGUGCGAUUUCAAAUAUUGAGAAAAGGAAUUGCUCUUCAGAAAUUAAUAACAAAAGAAAAAAGUUGCUAAUAGCAGCAUUGCAUUUUAUUGUAAAUUGUUUAUGCUGCUUUACAAUGCAACAAACGGAUAUCCAUUCAGCUGUGUCGGUGAAACUUUUUUACUUUCAGUAGCCAACUUGUAGGUAAUACAUGUUUAUGGUGAUUCAUGAUUCCCUCAAUGUUGUUUCAGUUUGCUCAAUGCUACAUACAUUUUAUUGUGCUGGAGUGCUUUGUUUUAUAUUACUUUGGGAAAAUUAAACUUUUUAAAAGCCAAA
This is a messenger RNA of Seriola dumerili (greater amberjack), 1020 nucleotides long. RefSeq names its product RNA binding motif protein 8A (gene rbm8a). The coding region runs from base 43 to 570 and encodes 175 amino acids. Gene Ontology annotation, biological process: RNA splicing. NCBI's taxonomy places the organism in Eukaryota, Metazoa, Chordata, Actinopteri, Carangiformes, Carangidae. Gene Ontology annotation, cellular component: exon-exon junction complex; cytoplasm; nucleus. The transcript has 6 exons. The record is from RefSeq and is a predicted model, not a curated record. Gene Ontology annotation, molecular function: mRNA binding.